Symbiodinium pilosum is the source of this 1596-nucleotide messenger RNA. The record is from the annotation of a GenBank genome assembly. Lineage: Eukaryota; Dinophyceae; Suessiales; Symbiodiniaceae.
GCUUGGAAGCCCGUGGUGGAUGGCAUUGAGCUCCGCCUGGAAAUGAUGUUGGCAGUGACGUUUCCGGGCCUUCGCUCGGACCUGCCGAAGGCUGUGCGAUUGCCAUGCACCAAAGGGCACGACUCCGGCGAUGAGCUGGAUGGUAUUGAUGGCGAGCUGGACUCCAUGAUCGAGCGGGGCAGUGAAAGGAGCGAGAGCUCACCCAUGCUGCCCGAGGUCCUGCCGGACGAUGCGCGGCGCCCUCGCGAGAGCUGCCAGGACGUCGACGACGAAGAGUGGGAGACCACCACCGCAGAUGGAGGGGGAGGCCGGCCAUCCUUGCGGAGAGCUUUAGCCCGGGGACUCGCCGUGCUGAUGGCGUCCAUGGGCAUGUUGGCACUGCUUUCAGUCUUCGGGCUACUCAUCAUGGAGUCGGCCAGACAUAUGCAGGAGCAUUGGGAUGUGUACCAGAAGGGUGCAGAUCAGUUGACCAAAGACCUCCUUUCGCUCUUCAGCAAAGUCCCGGAGAGCUUUAAGAAGCAGUACCAGGAGGUGAGCGCGGACACCGUGAAGUCGGCCCAGGACCUCUUCUACUCUCUUCUAGGCAAUAUUGUGAAUAACGUCAGUUCCUUGAUUCUCGGGGUGCUGCUUACAAUGCUCUACACCCUCUUCUGGCUGUGCAGCCCUGUGCCCAUGGAUUCAUCCGUGGACGUGAUGUUUCGAAAAUAUAUCAUGUUCAAGACCCUGGCCUGCUUUGGCUACGGAAUCUCCGCAGGUCUCCUCCUUUACUUCCUCUCGGUAGACCUUGCGUCGGUCUUCGCGCUGACGACCUUCGCACUAAACUUUGUGCCCGAGGCUGGCCGUAUGGAUUUGCCUUGGGUCGUGAAGCUCAGGUUAGGUGCCUUUGGGCUUCACUUCCUUCCGGGCUCAAAGUGCUUUGCCACCAACGACCAUGAACGAAAGCCGAAGAAGGUCACGAUAGAGAUUCUCUGUCAACAGUCAAAAGCUGUGUGCGAAACGGUCUUGAUUGUCGGUGGCGCCGUGGCGGUUCUGAAGCUUUGCCACAGCCAGGAUGCCUUUGUGACCCCAAAGCUCCGGGGCGAGGCCGCUGCGACUUUGGCUGCUGCCAUGGUGGCGGCCAGCGUGGCGGCGCCCGGUCCAGUGCAGGCCGAAGUGCCCAAGCUCUCCUUCUUCGGCCUGGGAGGUGGUGUCUCUGAUGUCUACAACCAGAACGACAACCCCGUCAACCCUUACUCCCAGUUCAGCGUGGUCGAUUCUGAUUCCGUCUACAAGGCCCGCAGUGACACCGAGGUGGCCCGCAGGAAGAAGGCCCUUGCCGCUUCCUUCGAGCGCUGGGAGAAGACUCCUUUCUACAUCAAAACGAAGCAGUCCCAGCAGCUGACAAGCAACCUCCAGGAGGCUGCCGGCCUCAAGCAGGACAUGCUCUACUUCUCUGAGCCCGAGGGCUCUGAUGCCUGGAACAAGGCCAAGUUGUUCUCCCAGAAGGUCUCCACCGUUGGUGUUGACGGCCGCAACAAGGAGUGGGGCCGUGCCAACCAGGACUUCGAGGUGGCAUCGAACGUGCUGAAGGAGUGGAAGGCUCUCGUGAAGUUCUGA